AUGGCUCAUGGUUCUACAAACCCAAAUGAUCUCAAAGUUAUGAAUGAUUUCAGAAAAGGGUUGGAGAAUCCAGAGCUUCUGAAAUGGCCUGAGAAUGGAGAUGAUCCCUGUGGCCCUCCUUCAUGGCCUUAUGUGUCCUGCUCUGGAGAUAGAGUCAAUCAGAUUCAGGCUAAGAAUCUGGGUCUUAAAGGAUCAUUACCUCAAAAUUUCAACCAACUCUCAGAACUCUACAAUUUGGGUCUUCAACGCAACAAUCUUAGUGGGAUGUUACCUACUUUUAGUGGAUUAUCCAAAUUGGAAUUUGCUUUCUUGGAUUACAAUGCAUUUGAUGCAAUCCCAUCUGAUUUCUUUGAUGGACUCAGCAGCAUUCGUGUCCUGUCUUUGGAAGAAAAUCCACUGAAUGCUAGUAAUGGGUGGUCAUUUCCUGUGGAUUUGGAAAAAUCAGUGCAAUUAACUAAUCUUUCUCUGGUACAUUGUAAUUUAGUUGGACCAUUGCCAGAUUUUCUAGGCACAUUGCCAUCCCUCACAAGUCUGAGGCUUUCAGGCAACAGAUUGUCUGGUUCCAUUCCAGCUACUUUUACUCAAUCUUCAAUCCAGGUUUUGUGGUUGAAUGAUCAAGAGGGUGGUGGGUUGUCAGGCCCUAUUGAUGUUAUUGCCUCAAUGACUUUCCUAAGACAGCUUUGGUUGCAUGGAAACCAGUUCACUGGGACAAUUCCACAGAAUAUAGGAAAUCUUACUUCCUUGCAGGAACUCAACCUCAACAGUAAUCAACUUGUUGGCUUGAUUCCAGAGUCCCUAGCAGAUAUGGACCUUGAGAUACUGGUGUUAAAUAAUAACAAGCUAAUGGGUCCUAUACCAGAGUUUGCGGCUGCCAAUUUUUCUUAUGAGUACAAUUUCUUUUGUCAACCUGAGCCUGGGCUUGAAUGUGCCCCUCAAGUUACUGCACUGCUGGAUUUUCUGGAUAAUCUGAAUUACCCAUCAUUUCUCAUUUCUGAUUGGUCAGGUAAUAAACCAUGCACAGCCAGCCCAGGGCCUUGGUUUGGAUUGAACUGCAAUUCCAACUCGGAGGUAACUAUAAUCAAUCUACCUAAGCACAAGCUCAAUGGUACUCUAAGUCCUUCACUUGUCAAGUUAGAUUCACUCCUUGAAAUUAGACUUGCAGGAAAUAAUAUAGCUGGUACAGUUCCUAGUGAUUUUACUAAAUUGAAAUCUUUGAGGUUGUUGGAUUUAAGUGAUAACAAUCUUGAGCCUCCAUUGCCAAAAUUUCAUGAUGAUGUGAAGGUUAUUAUGGCGGGUAACCCUCUUCUUCCUAAUCAAGCUGGAAGUCCUCCCAUACCUAUUAGCAGCCCACCACAUGCAAAUUCACCACCUUCACCACUCAACCCAUCAAGUCCUCCUUCCUCUCAUAAGCCUCAUAUUCCAAGUCAGAGUUCAAGCUCAAAUCAAUCCAAACCAAAUGGUUUCAAAAGAUUCAAAACAGUAGCAAUAGUGGCUGGAGUUGCAGUCUUUGCAUUUGUAGUUCUUUUGGUUGUUUAUUUCUUUGUGUGCUGCUGGAAGAACAAAAAACCCUCCUUAGAUGCUCCAAGUUCCAUUGUGGUUCACCCUCGAGAUCCAUCUGAUCCAGAUAAUGUGGUCAAAAUUGCAGUUUCAAGCAACACCACUGGAAGCUUAUCAGCAAAGACUGGGACAAGUUCUCUGAGUAACAUUAGUGGUGAAACUUCAAACUCUCACCUAUUUGAUGCUGGCAACCUUGUCAUCUCUGUACAAGUACUACGCAAGGUUACCAAGGAUUUUGCUUCAGAAAAUGAGCUAGGCCGUGGUGGGUUUGGAACUGUUUACAAGGGAGAACUAGAAGAUGGGACAAAAAUAGCAGUGAAGAGAAUGGAGCAUGGUGCUAUUUACAGUAAGGCGCUGGAGGAGUUUGAAGCUGAAAUAGCUGUUCUUUCCAAGGUCCGUCACCGACAUCUGGUAUCCCUCUUGGGGUAUUCAAUUGAAGGCAAUGAAAGACUUUUGGUUUAUGAGUAUAUGCCUCUUGGUGCUCUAAGCCAACAUCUUUUUCAUUGGAAAAGCUUGAACUUGGAGCCUUUGUCUUGGUCAAAGAGGCUCGCAAUAGCACUAGAUGUUGCUAGAGGGAUAGAAUACCUUCAUGGUCUUGCCCGCCAGACCUUUAUCCAUCGAGAUCUCAAGUCUUCUAAUAUUCUACUAGGUGAUGAUUUUCGGGCAAAAGUUUCGGAUUUUGGUUUGGUGAAGCUUGCCCCGGAUGGUGAGAAAUCUGUAGUAACCAAGCUUGCUGGGACAUUUGGAUACCUUGCCCCUGAAUAUGCAGGUAUUGCCUUGCUUUAA
Molecule: messenger RNA, 2343 nt
Organism: Gastrolobium bilobum
Lineage: Eukaryota; Viridiplantae; Streptophyta; Magnoliopsida; Fabales; Fabaceae
Product: receptor-like kinase TMK3
Exons: 1
Coding region: 1-2343 (780 amino acids)
Biological process (GO): protein phosphorylation
Molecular function (GO): ATP binding; protein kinase activity; protein binding
Source: RefSeq, a predicted model, not a curated record